This is a messenger RNA of Zonotrichia leucophrys gambelii, 4973 nucleotides long. RefSeq names its product GON-4-like protein. Gene Ontology annotation, cellular component: nucleus. Gene Ontology annotation, biological process: regulation of DNA-templated transcription. Lineage: Eukaryota; Metazoa; Chordata; Aves; Passeriformes; Passerellidae. The transcript has 26 exons. Gene Ontology annotation, molecular function: transcription coregulator activity. Bases 229 to 4524 code for a protein of 1431 amino acids. The record is from RefSeq and is a predicted model, not a curated record.
GAUGGCGGUGACCGCGCUCAGUGCCCCCCCCCCCCCCCCCCCCGGCCCCGCCUCACCGGGGCCUCACCGGGGACCGGCCCCGGUCGCGCAUGCGCAGAGCGAGCUCCGGGCCCUUCCGCUUCCUGCGCGGCGAGCGCGACCGGGCGGCCCGAGCGGGGCCCGCAGCAGCCCCGGAGCGGGACCGGGCGGCCCGAGCGGGGCCCGCAGCAGCCCCGGAGCGGCCCCGCCAUGGCCAUGGCGCUCAAGAUGCUGCCCUGCAAGAAGCGCAGAGCGGCGGCGGCAGCGGCGGGGCCGCCGAGCCCCCGGGAGCGCGGGGAGGACGCGGAGCUGCCCGGAGGCUCCGGUGCUGCUGAGGGAGGCGGCUCCGCCCGGCCCGCCGGGAGGGGGCCCGGGGAGGCCUCGCCGAAGAGCGGCAGGAAAGCCCCGGUGAGGGCGGCCCCGAGCCCCGGGCAGGAGCUCCCCGCGGGGCCCGGCAGCCCGGCGGCGGCGGCGGAAGGGAAAAUCCCCAAGCUGUACUCAGAGGUGGAAGUGAGCUCUCAGAGGGAUCCGGAUCCGAGUGAGAACCCCGGGCCAGUGCCAGAAUCUGCUGCCAGAAACCCCAGCACCGUCAGGCCACCCAAGAACAGCAGAGCUGAGGAGCAGGACGGGGAGGACGUGGAGAGGAGGAAGAGGAGGAGGAAGGCGAGCAAAAGGAAGAGAGAAGUGAGGAGCCAGGAGGAGGAAGAGGGCUCCUUGUCCUGUGACAUCAAACUGGACGAGUCCCUGGACCGCACGCUGGAGGACGGAGCCAAGCAGCACAACCUGACCGUGGUCAACGUCAGGAACAUCCUGCACGAGGUGAUCACCAACGAGCACGUGGUGGCCAUGGUGAAAGCAGCCAUCAGUGAGACCGAGGAUCUUCCUUUGUUUGAGCCCAAAAUGACUCGGUCCAAGCUGAAGGAGGUGGUGGAGAAAGGAGGGGUCAUUCCCACCUGGAACAUUUCUCCAAUCAAGAAGGCAAACGAGGUGAAGCCCCCUCAGUUUGUGGACAUUCCCCUGGAGGAGGACGAUUCCUCGGAUGAGGAAUAUCGGCCCGAGGAGGAGGAGGAGGAUGAGACUGCCGAGGAGAGUUUGCUGGAGAGCGACGUGGAGAGCGCGGCGUCGUCGCCCCGCGGGGCCAAGCGGGGCCGGCGCUCGUCCGAGGAGGAGGGGGCGGCCCCGGGCGAGCCCGCGCCCCCCGCCCCCCCCAGACACGUCCGUGCCGAGGUUGUGCCCAUGGGGCCGCCGCCGCCCCCCCAGGCCCGGCCCAGCCGCGACUGCGCCUUCAUGGAGAAGCUGCACGCGGUGGACGAGGAGCUGGCGCGGAGCCCCUGCAUGGACGCCUUCCAGCCGCUGGAGGAGCACGGCCUGAUCGCCCUGCGCACGCGCUCCAAGCGGCCGCUCAAGGACGUGCCCCUGGGGCAGCUGGAGGCCGAGCUGCGCGCGCCCGACAUCACCCCCGACAUGUACGAGCCCAGCACGGGCGACGACGAGGAGUGGGAGCGCUGGCUGAGGGGGCUCAUGGACGACGACGUGGGGAACGAAGACGAAGCCGACGACGACGAUGACCCCGAGUACAAUUUCCUGGAGGAUCUGGACGAGCCGGACACGGAGGAUUUCCGGAAUGACCGCGCUGUCAGGAUCACCAAAAAGGAGGUGAACGAGCUGAUGGAGGAGCUGUUUGAGACAUUCCAGGGUGAGAUGGGCUUCUCCAGCGUGAAAGAUGAGAGGCCAGAAGAUGGAGAAGCUGUUCCAGAGUCCAGGCCAAAUUUCAACACCCCCCAGGCCCUCAGGUUUGAGGAGCCUCUGGCCAAUUUGCUGAACAAGCAGCACCAGACCGUGAAGGAACAACUGGAGCAGCUGAGAAUUAAAAAAUCCUCAAUCAAAGCCCCCCAGGAAAGUGAAAAAUGCAAAAUUCCCAAUGAGAAACCCCAGCACAGCCUUGUCCUGGACUCUGCCCAGAGGAGGCGGCUCCAGCAGCAAAUGCAGCAGCACGUUCAGCUCCUGACUCAAAUCCAUCUCCUGGCGAGUUCCAACCCUGCUCUGAGUUCAGAGGCCAGCACCACCCAGAUGUUUUUGAGCGAGCUGGGCAGCUUCGCGUGCAGCUCCCGCGUGCGCCGCGCGCCGCAGAGCGCGCCCUUCCCGAGCGCCUUCCAGCCCUGCAACCUGCAGGGGGCGCUGCGGCUGCUGCGCGACUUCCACGCGCGCGUGCCCGCCGAGGGCAGCGCCGGCCCGGCGGCCAAGAGCGGGGAGGCGCUGAAGGCGCCGGGGCGGAGCCGCCGCGCCCUGAGGAGCCGCAGCCGGCGGGGCCGCGCCCGGGGCGGCCGGGACACGGCCAAGCUGCUGCUGCUCUACGACGAGGACAUCCUGGACAGGGACCCGCUGAGGGAGCAGAAGGACCUGGCCUUCGCCCAGGCCUACCUCACCCGGGUGCGCGAGACGCUGCAGCACAUCCCGGGCAAGUACGAGGAUUUCCUGCGCGUCAUCUACGAGUUCGAGGUGGGCGCGGACAGACGGACGGCCGUGGAUCUGUUCUGCACGCUGCGGCAGCUGCUGCACGAGUGGCCGCAGCUGCUGACGGACUUUGCUGCCUUCCUGCUGCCCGAGCAGGCGCUGGAGUGCGGGCUGUUUGAGGAGCAGCAGGCCUUUGAGAAGAGCAGGAAGUUCCUGAGGCAGCUGGAGAUCUGCUUUGCUGAGAACCCUGCCCACCACCAGAAGAUCAUCAAGGUGCUGCAGAGCUGCGCCGACUGCGUGCCCCAGGAGAUCGCCGAGUUUGAUGGCUUUGAGGAGGUGUCGCUGCCGGAUGUGGAGGAGGAGGAGGAGCCCCCCAAAAUCCAUGGAGGCAGCAGGAACAAGAAGAGGAAGGAGAUUGGAGGCCAACAGCACGACAAGGAGGGGGAGUGGCCGGAGGGGCUGAAGGAAUGCUCCUGCUCCUGCUCCUGCCACGAGGGCAGCAGUGACCCCAAGCUGAAGAAGAGCAAGAGGAGGAGCUGCAGCCACUGCGGCAGCAAGGUGUGUGAAGGGAAGUUUUAUAAAAGCAAAGAUUGCCAGGAGCUCGCUGGCAGCCUCGGGCAGAGGGAGGGCAGCCCCCAGGCGGAGGGGAAGGAGCCCGGGACGCCCAGGGAGGCUGCAGAGGAGACCCUGGAGAGCAGAGAGGAGGCAGAGGAGGCCCCGGGCAGGACGAAGGCCGGCCCCAGGCGGGGGGAGUCGCUGUCCCCAGGAUCGCAGCUGGAGGGCAGGCCGGCCCCCAGCCGGCCGUGUGCCAAGCCUGCCCCUGCUGAUGCCCAGCUUCCAGAAGGUUCCGGUGCAGCCGCGGGCGCUGCCAAGGACGGGGACUCUGCUGCCAGCGCCCCCAGAUGGGCACCAAAAGCUGCUCUGGAGCUACCUCAGGAAAGCAAAGGCUGCCCUCGGCCAGGGGGGGACACGGAGGGGCUGGGCAGGGGCCUGUGCCCCCCAGGGCCCCAUCCCUGCCCGCCCGAGGGGCCUCACUCUGCGCACGGUGGCUCUGCCCCUGCUCCUGAGGGCGCCACAGAGCUCCAGGGGGCAGCAGGAGCUGAGGCUGAGUGGAGCAGCAGCCAGGGCUGCCCUGGCACAGGGCACAGAGCAGGGGGAGCUGAGGCUGAGUGGAGCAGCAGCCAGGGCUGCCCUGGCACGGGGCACAGAGCAGGGGGAGCUGAGGCCCAGCAGAGCAGCCAGGGCUGCCCUGGCACGGGGCACAGAGCAGGGGGAGCUGAGGCUGAGUGGAGCAGCAGCCAGGGCUGCCCUGGCACAGGGCACAGAGCAGGGGGAGCUGAGGCCCAGCAGAGCAGCCAGGGCUGCCCUGGCACGGCACGGCACGAUGAGCAGGGCGAAGCAGCAGGAGCUGAGCGCAGAUGGAGCAGCUCAGGCUGCCCUGGCACAGGGCACAGAGCAGGCGGAGCUGAGGCCGGGCAGAGCAGCAGCCAGGGCUGCCCUGGCACGGGGCACAGAGCAGGGGGAGCUGAGGCCCAGCAGAGCAGCAGCCAGGGCUGCCCUGGCACAGGGCACAGAGGCGGCUCUGGAGCUGCUCCUGAGGCCGGGCCCAGGGCAGGCGCCAGCAGCAGCUCCCCGGGGCAGCAGCAGCAGCAGCAGCAGCAGCAGCAGAGGGAGCCCAGAGCAGCAGCAGCAGCAGCCCCGGGGCACAGGGAGGAGCAGCAGCGAGGGACAGAGGCCACCGUGUGUGCCAAGAACAGCAAAGUCAGCUCCACUGGGGAGAAGGUUGUGCUCUGGACCAGGGAGGCCGACAGAGUCAUCCUCACCACGUGCCAGGAGCGGGGAGCCCACCUGGACACCUUCCACGCCAUCUCCCAGAAACUGGGCAACAAAACUGCCAGUGAGGUGUCGCACAGGUUCCGGGAGCUGAUGAGGCUCUUCCACACCUCGUGCCACGGCAGCUCCGAGGAUGAGGAGGACGCCACCAGCACCAGCAACACCGACCAGCUGUCAGACAAAGACCUCCUGCUCUCUGAGGAGGAACCUGACGACUGAGGUGAUCAAACCACUGACUGCUCCAGGAAAGGGGUUUUUAUUUGCUGCUAGACAGGUGCUGUGGAAAAAUGUUUGCACAGGUACUUGGGACAGCACCUUAAUUUUUGGGGUUUUUUUUGGUUCAAUUUCCAGCCUGUACCAAACCAAAGGCAGGAAGUAGAAUGAAAAAAUUCUUUAGAACUCGCUCCCCUGGGGAGUUUCAGCAGUGGAAUAACAGAACUUGUGGACACUGAUCUGGCCUUGGGGCCUCAGCCCAGGACCUGUAAAUAUUGUACCCUGAAAUGUCACUUUUCACGUGACUUUUUCUAAGUUCUCCCCUCUUGUGCUGAUUGUAUGUGAGAUAGUUACAGUCUGAAUUUUCUAUUUAUUGUGUGGGUUUAUUUGAACAGGCAGAGCAAAUCCAAUUUGCGCAGCUGAACAAAAAAGAAAAUAAACCCAACCAAAAAGCA